AGGGAGGGGUCAAGCUCGCAACCCAUAAGCAAGAGGGGGGCAAACCACUGGAGGUGAGAGAAGAAUUUGGACUACAGCAUGGGCUCGUUGACUGCUGCCACCCUGCAAUUCCCCCUGCUGCUGCUGCUGCUGCUCAGCAUGAAGCCCCAAGGAAGAGCCAAAGCUCAUCCCAUGUACAGCUCAGCCUCCGCGGCUGAACUGGCUGACUUCAAGACCCUGCUGGACCGCCUGGAGGACAAGCUCCCAUUAGAAGCAGCAGAGACAGGUCUGUCCCAAGAAAUGAACGAACGGAAUGAGGAAGCCCCAGGAGAUGCCUCACGUCCCCUUGCUCCCAGGAACAGUGACUAUGUUAGAUCCCAAAGAGAAGGCCUCGCCUAUGGGCGUAACAGCUGGGAGCUGCCCGAGAAACCUCCAUCUGCCCUGAGGAGCAAACUACGAGCACUGCUGAACUCGCCACGCAGCAUGAGAAGGUUCUCAGAUUGCUUUGGCCAACGGAUAGAUAGAAUAGGAGUCCAGAGCGGACUUGGAUGCAACAGCUACCGGGUAAGAGGGAGAGGGAACGGCUAGAUGACUCAAGCACAGCUGGGGCAAUAGGGUAAGGAUGAAGCAAUGGUACACUCUGGGCGGAGUUCCCAGGAAGUCACAGGUGGACGGUCUAGUCCAGAUUAAAAGAGAGAUGGAUUUUGAGGGGUCUCCUAUGUCAACUCUCUUGUUCUUGUGCUGCAGAGUCCAGGUGGAUAAUUUAAAAAAAAACAGUAGGACUUAAUGGGGUAGGGGCUCCAGCUACAGUGCAUUGGGUGACCCUCUCUCUUACAUGUCUUUCCUGAACUUUUAGGAAAUUACAAUUUUUAGAAACAAUGAAGCCUGCGUCCUUUUCUGGCUGAGUGCCUAGCAGUCAGUUCCCUAAUUUAACAUAAAGUGCUGCAGUGAGAACACAUAACCCAGAUGGAAUGGUGAACUCAAAAACCAGCCACAAGAACCACCCUAGAUAAAAUC
Molecule: messenger RNA, 996 nt
Organism: Gopherus evgoodei (Goodes thornscrub tortoise)
Lineage: Eukaryota; Metazoa; Chordata; Testudines; Testudinidae
Product: natriuretic peptides A-like
Exons: 2
Coding region: 79-567 (162 amino acids)
Biological process (GO): negative regulation of systemic arterial blood pressure; cGMP biosynthetic process; neuropeptide signaling pathway
Cellular component (GO): cytoplasm; nucleus; extracellular region
Molecular function (GO): hormone receptor binding; hormone activity
Source: RefSeq, a predicted model, not a curated record